This is a messenger RNA of Urocitellus parryii (Arctic ground squirrel), 2196 nucleotides long. It is a transcript of the gene Hsf1, whose product is annotated as heat shock transcription factor 1. Gene Ontology annotation, molecular function: DNA-binding transcription factor activity; sequence-specific DNA binding. Gene Ontology annotation, biological process: regulation of DNA-templated transcription. NCBI's taxonomy places the organism in Eukaryota, Metazoa, Chordata, Mammalia, Rodentia, Sciuridae. The record is from RefSeq and is a predicted model, not a curated record.
CGCACGCGAGUGCGCGCGGGCGGGGCGCCUGCGGGAGCGCGCCCGUCACAAGAUGGCGGCUGCCAUGCGAGCUUCCAGGGCAGUGUGUGCGCAGCGGGCGGCGACGCGGCCCGGGGGKCAGGCGCGGCGACGGCGCUAACCCAGGCUAGGCCCCUCUUCUUGGCCGCCACUUUCGCCUCCGCCGCCGAGCCUAAGAUGGAUCUUCCUGUGGGCCCCGGCGCGGCGGGGCCCAGCAACGUUCCGGCCUUCCUGACCAAGCUCUGGACCCUCGUGAGCGACCCGGACACCGACGCGCUCAUCUGCUGGAGCCCGAGUGGGAACAGCUUCCAUGUGUUUGACCAAGGCCAGUUCGCCAAGGAGGUGCUACCCAAGUACUUCAAGCACAACAACAUGGCCAGCUUCGUGCGGCAGCUCAACAUGUGGGCCUUCCCUCACUUGGCCCUCAGGAAGAGCUCUCCCACCCCUGUGUGUGCAGACGGCUUCCGGAAGGUGGUCCACAUCGAGCAGGGAGGCCUGGUUAAACCUGAGAGGGAUGACACUGAGUUCCAGCACCCAUGCUUCCUGCGUGGCCAGGAGCAGCUCCUGGAGAACAUCAAGAGGAAAGUGACCAGCGUAUCCACACUAAAGAGUGAAGACAUAAAGAUCCGCCAGGAUAGCGUCACCAAGCUACUGACAGAUGUGCAGCUGAUGAAGGGGAAGCAAGAGUGCAUGGACUCCAAGCUACUGGCCAUGAAGCACGAGAACGAAGCCCUGUGGCGAGAGGUGGCCAGCCUGCGGCAGAAGCAUGCCCAGCAGCAGAAAGUCGUCAACAAGCUCAUUCAGUUCCUGAUCUCGCUGGUGCAGUCCAACCGGAUCCUGGGGGUGAAGAGAAAAAUCCCGCUGAUGUUGAGCGACAGCAGCUCUGCACACUCGGUGCCCAAGUAUGGCCGGCAGUACUCCCUGGAGCAUGUGCAYGGUCCAGGCCCAUACUCGGCUCCAUCCCCAGCCUACAGCAGCUCCAGCCUCUAUACCCCAGACGUUGUUACCAGCUCUGGACCCAUAAUCUCCGACAUCACUGAGCUGGCUCCCGCCAGCCCUCUGGCCUCCCCAGGCAGGAGCAUAGAUGAGAGGCCCCUGUCCAGCAGUCCCCUGGURCGUGUCAAGGAAGAGCCCCCCAGUCCACCUCGGACCCCCCGGGUGGAGGAGGCGAGUCCCAGGCACCYGUCCUCUGUGGACACCCCCUUGUCCCCGACUGCCCUCAUCGACUCCAUCCUGCGGGAGAGCGAGCCUGCCCCCACCUCAGCCACAGCCCCCACUGAUGCCGAAGGCCGCGUCCCCUCGUCCCCACCCCGCUCAGCCCCCGAGAAGUGCCUCAGCGUAGCCUGUCUGGACAAUUUGGCUCGCGCUCCACAGAUGUCUGGGGUCGCCCGCCUCUUCCCCUGCCCCUCCUCUUCCUUUCUGCAUGGCCGAGUCCAGCCAGGGAAUGAGCUCAGUGACCAUUUGGAUGCCAUGGAUUCCAACCUGGAUAACCUGCAGACCAUGCUGACCAGCCAUGGCUUCAGUGUGGAUACCAGCGCCCUGCUGGACCUGUUCAGCCCCUCCGUGACCAUGCCCGACAUGAGCCUGCCUGACCUUGACAGCAGCCUGGCCAGCAUACAGGAGCUCCUGUCUCCCCAGGAGCCCUCCAGGUCUCUUGAGGCAGAAAACAAUGGCCCUGACUCAGGGAAGCAGCUGGUGCAGUACACAGCACAGCCUCUGUUCCUGCUGGACCCGGACGCCGUGGACACGGGGAGCAGUGAACUACCUGUGCUCUUUGAGCUGGGGGAGGGCUCCUACUUCUCCGAGGGAGACGACUACACAGAUGAUCCCACCAUUUCCCUGCUGACGGGCUCUGAGCCCCCCAAAGCCAAGGACCCUACUGUCUCCUAGAGAUGCCAAGAGGGACUGGGAGGGCCUGUGGCCUGCUUCCACCCUUAGGACAGGUUUGGGGGAGGCAGGACAGGCACACAGCCUCCACGGCCCCAGUGGGGGAAGAGGGGCUCAGGGCUGGACAGUGCCUCCAGUCCAGAGUGAGGGCCCUUGGGCCUGCACACCUGCUGCCUUCGCCCAGCCCCGCAUCCCCAUGGCUUGUUUGGGGCUUCACAGUCGCACUUGGACUGAUUCUGCAGGUUGUUCAUAGAAUUGUAUUUUGGAUUUUUACAUGAGGGUCCCCCUUUC